This is a messenger RNA of Aspergillus alliaceus, 4463 nucleotides long. RefSeq names its product translation initiation factor 3 subunit CLU1. NCBI's taxonomy places the organism in Eukaryota, Fungi, Ascomycota, Eurotiomycetes, Eurotiales, Aspergillaceae. The transcript is spliced from 4 exons. The record is from RefSeq and is a predicted model, not a curated record. Bases 344 to 4099 code for a protein of 1251 amino acids. Gene Ontology annotation, biological process: intracellular distribution of mitochondria. Gene Ontology annotation, molecular function: mRNA binding; protein binding. Gene Ontology annotation, cellular component: cytoplasm.
GCACUUCCGAGGGUAUUCCGCAUUCGCGAAAUUUUCUCUUGCCCGGCUUCCCCAUUGCUUUCUCCAGCUUCAACCUUUUUGCAUCCUGUCAUUAUUUUCCGUAUUUGGGGCAUUGUUCUGUUUCCCUUCAUUUGUCUGGGUACGGGGUUUGCUUUUACUAUAUUCAAUUGCCCUUGUACUUGUAUAUCAUAACUUUUUUGAUUUUUUUUUUCACUCUCCAUUCUUCCCCGACGCCGCCAUUUUUCUUAAUUCCGUUUCCCAACUGGGUCUGGAGCUUCUGGACAGUUAGCUUCAGGUUCAUCUUCCUUUAAAAUUCGCUUUCCCUCCUAAUCAAUCGAUUAUAAUGGCGCAGACCAAUGGCGAGUUGGAGCACUCGAAAGAGUCUCCAGAACAGCUCACCAAUGGAAACCACCCCGAGGGAGCUCAGGAAGAGGAGCAGAACGGAGGCCUUUUCCAGAUCUCCGUUAAGCUUCCUCAUGAGCCCUAUAAGAUUCAGGUGAUGGUGUCAAGCCAGGAGCAAGUCCAGGAUGUCCGACAGUCAAUUGUCGAGCUUCCCAGCACCUUCCAGUAUACUUGCUUCCACCUGGAGUUCAACGGCAAGCGCAUCAACGACUUUGUUGAGCUCUCCGAGGUCCCCGAUUUGAAGGCCGAUUCGGAAAUUAUUCUUGUGGAAGACCCAUACACCGAGAAGGAAUCUCGCAUGCACGUUGUCCGAAUGAGAGAGCUGGUCGGAGCUGCAGGCGACCGUGUCGACAACCUCCAAGGUAUUAGCGCUGGCCUUUCACUGCACGAUUCUAUCUCCGCCGAGGCGGCUGAUGGUGAAACCGCUGAUAAGGACCAUUCGUUGUCCAAAUACGACAUUGCCGGCGCACCGGCUCUGAAGACCAUCCUCCCCAGAGCAGAGGCUCCUCUCCCUAAGACUGUCAAGUCGAUUUCGCUAUCCCCAUGGAACCCUGUCCCUUAUCAUCUCCGCCAGAAGGGACACCUGCUGUAUCUCCAGGUCAUUACCAACGAGGGCGAGCAAUUCCAGAUCACUUCUCACGUUUCUGGCUUCUUCGUGAACAAGUGCUCUAAUGCCAGGUUCGAUCCUUUCCCGAAGCCUAUGCCUAAGAAAGGAAGCGCCCACUCUCUUCUUACCUUGAUCUCUUACCUGUCUCCUUCUUUCAACGCCUCUUUCGAAGCUCUGCAAGAGGCCAAUAACAAGAAGGAUCUCCUUACUACCUUCCCUUUCCAGAACGCCAUCCCUAACAGCCCAUGGCUCGUUGCUCCCCCUUCAUCCAAUGUAAAUGCCCACCAGCCUGAUAUCACACGGUCGCAGGAGAACUAUUUGAUAUCGGGUGUCGACAAUGCGGAAACCUUGCGAGACUGGAACGAGGAAUUCCAGACCACGCGGGAGUUGCCUCGCGAUACCGUUCAGGACCGAGUUUUCCGGGAGCGCCUGACAUCUAAGUUGUUCGCUGAUUAUAAUGAGGCUGCGGCCCGCGGUGCCGUUUUGGUUGCCAAGGGUGAGGUGGCUCCCCUCAACCCCACAGAGGGUCGUGACGCCCAGAUCUUUGUGUACAACAACAUCUUCUAUUCCUUCGGCGCUGACGGUGUCGGCACCUUUGCCUCCGAGGGUGGAGACGAAGCUGCUCGUGUAGCUGUCGGUAAGGAUGUUGUAGGAAUCAAGGCAGUUAACCAGCUGGACAUCAACGGUCUGUUCACCCCUGGAACCGUAGUUGUGGACUACCUUGGAAAACGUAUUGUUGGUCAGAGUAUUGUGCCUGGUAUCUUCAAGCAGCGCGAACCUGGAGAGCACCAGAUUGAUUACGGUGGUGUUGAAGGCAAGGAUGUCGUGGCCACCCACCCCGACUUUGUGCCAGUUUUCGAGAAACUGUCCAAGGCCCUUCGGAUCAAGAAGCACGCUGUUUGGGAUAAAGACGGAAAACGUCAUGAUCUUGAAGGCAGUGUUGAAACCAAGGGCUUGCUUGGAACCGAUGGCAGGAAAUAUGUGCUUGAUCUUUACCGCGUCGCCCCUCUGGAUGUCACUUGGCAGGAAGAAGAAGGCAGCGAUGUCUACCCCCAUCGCAUGUCAGUUUUGAGGUUGGAGCUUGUUGAGUCCUACUGGAGGCACAAGAUGAGCCAAUACGUGAAGGCCGAGGUUGAACGUCGCCGUAGCGCCAAGGCUGAGGAAGCCGCUUCCAAGGAGAAAUCUGAAGAUGCUGAAUCCAAGGAGCAGGGCUCCGAAGAGAAGAGUGAGGAGGCAGCGGACCAGGAGCGGGUUGACAUUUCUGGAUUCUCUCUCGCGCUGAACCCUGAUGUCUGCAGCGGUCAGAUCCCUCAGACUGAUGAAGAGAAGGAGCAGUGGGCUCAGGACGAGAAGGAAGUUCGAGAGACUUGCGACUUCCUGCGGUCUAAGGUGAUGCCUGAGCUGAUUCAGGAUCUUCACGAUGGAGAUGUCGGCUUCCCGAUGGACGGACAGUCUCUUGGUCAACUUCUGCACAAGCGUGGUAUCAACAUCCGCUACCUCGGCAAGUUGGCACGGAUGUCUAAAGAGAAGGGUGCCCGUCUGGAUGCUUUAACCAUCCUGCUUGUACAGGAAAUGAUUGCCCGUGGCUUCAAGCACAUUGCAAACCAGUACUUGCGCAACGUGUCGGCCCCGUUCACUGCCUCAUGCAUUGCCCACCUGCUGAACUGCCUCCUUGGUGCCGAUGUCAACUCUAACCCUCAAGCUGACAUCGACGCGUCGCUGCGGAAAAUUUAUCCCGAGGCCGACUUCUCUUUCGAGAAGGUUACUCCAGCAACCCUGCGGGCUGAGAUUGAGAAGCAAGUUGCUACCCGGUAUCGUUUCACCCUUGAAUCUGAGUGGUUCAAUUCAUUGAGACAUCUGCAACUCCUUCGUGAUAUCUCAAUCAAGCUCGGUCUCCAGCUUGGCGCCCGUGAUUAUGCUUUUGCUAAGUCUCAGCUGCCCGCCAAGGUGCCUCCUACUAAUGGUGCCAACGACUCUAGCCAAGACGAAGGCAGGAAGAAGAAAAAGAAGGGCGGCAACUCCAACUCUCCGGCUCGUGCACCCGCUCAGGAGAAGCCCGCUGUUUCUAUCGUUCCAGACGAUAUCCUCAACAUUGUACCUCUGGUUAAGGAUGCUUCCCCUAGAAGUUCCCUUGCCGAAGAGGCACUGGAAGCCGGACGUAUCUCUCUUAUGCAGAACCAGAAGCAGUUAGGCCAGGAACUCAUCUUGGAAUCCCUGUCUCUGCACGAGCAGAUCUACGGCAUCCUCCACCCAGAAGUUGCCAAGCUGUACCACCAACUGUCCAUGCUUUACUACCAGACUGAUGAGAAGGAGGCUGCUGUGGAACUGGCUCGGAAGGCCGUCAUAGUCACUGAGCGCACCCUCGGUGUUGAUUCGGCUGACACCAUCUUGAGCUACCUCAACCUUAGUCUGUUCGAGCAUGCUUCUGGAAACACUAAGACUGCUUUGGUCUACAUCAAGCACGCUAUGGAUCUGUGGAAGAUUAUUUACGGAUCAAAUCACCCUGAUUCCAUCACCACCAUGAACAACGCAGCUGUGAUGCUCCAGCACCUCAAGCAAUACUCGGACUCUCGGAAAUGGUUCGAGGCUUCAUUGUCUGUGUGCGAGUCACUCUUUGGCAAGCAAUCUAUCAACACUGCAACCAUCUUGUUCCAGCUGGCACAGGCGCUUGCACUUGAUCAAGACUCCAAGGGAGCCGUUGGCAAGAUGCGUGAUGCUUACAACAUUUUCCUCAGCCAACUGGGUCCCGAUGACCGCAAUACUAAGGAAGCGGAGACAUGGCUGGAGCAGCUCACCCAGAAUGCGGUUUCUAUCGCCAAGCACGCCAAGGAUAUUCAGGCUCGCCGACUGCGCCGUAUCAACAUGAACACCCGUACUCUUGGUACUAAGGUCCAGCCUCAGGUCGGCCAGGCUGCACCUUCGUCAUCUGGAGCCUCUGCAGGCAACUCUUCGCUGGACUCUCGGAGCAUUGAUGAACUGCUGAAGUUUAUCGAAGGUGGCGAUACCAGCUCUUCUUCGCGGUCUAAGCAGAAGAAGCGUGCCGCAGCUAGCAACCCCAAGCUGCGUGGCUCGAAGAAGUCGUCGGCUUGAACAUUUCUUUAAUUCUUCUCUUUUGGUAAAAAAAUCUACCGGUUCCUUUCUUGACCUUUUACUUUUAUGCCCUACCUGUGUUAAGAGUACUAUAUAUGAACGUCAUUCUAUAGGAGCGGGAAACGUCGGAUGAGCGGGAUACUUGAUUAUACUAUUAUUUUUUUUUUUUAGAAACCUCUCUACUCUCUUUCACCGUUCGGUGUUUCAUGGCUUUUGUUCUCUGGCAUGAUUCAACCCUCACCGAGCAGCACAUAGCAAGCUCGAGUGAUUUGCAUGCUAUCCUGUGAUGUGUUCUAUGUACCAUAUAUGAUAACGAGUGUCUUAAACAUGCAUAUAUAAUGAAAUUAUGCAUUUCCAGUGCUUG